Molecule: messenger RNA, 1716 nt
Organism: Heterocephalus glaber (naked mole-rat)
Lineage: Eukaryota; Metazoa; Chordata; Mammalia; Rodentia; Bathyergidae
Source: RefSeq, a predicted model, not a curated record
AUGUGGCUUGAGAGGGAGCUUUUAAGAAAUCCUUUAGUGUGGCUCGCCCCUCGCCAGGAGGAGGAGGAGGAGGCGGAGGAGGAGGAGGCGGCUAGGCUCGGGGAAAGCGAGCAGCGAGCCGAGCGCGGAGGUGAGGGAGCUGAACCGCUCGCCCGCCGCCGCCGCCGCCGCCUCCCCUCCGCUAGCAGGAGCCCCGGCAGGCCCGGCACGCCGCCCCCUCGCCCCUCCCUGGUCGUCAGGCCGCGAGGGCAGAGCGAGCCGCUCCGGGAGGAGGCGGCCGGACCGAGCGGGCGCCCGCGGGUGUGGCGUGAGGGAAGCCGCCCGCCCCCUUCGCCUUCCCUUCUCUCCCCGUCCCCGCUCCCACGACCGCGGAGCAGCACCGUGUCGGCGCCGGCGGCCAAAGUCAGUAAAAAAGAGCUCAAUUCCAACCACGACGGGGCCGACGAGACCUCAGAAGAAGAACAAGAAGCAAUUGAACAUAUUGAUGAAGUACAAAAUGAAAUAGACAGACUUAAUGAACAAGCCAGUGAGGAGAUAUUGAAAGUAGAACAGAAAUAUAACAAACUCCGCCAACCAUUUUUUCAGAAGAGGUCAGAAUUGAUCGCCCAAAUCCCCAGUUUUUGGGUAACAACAUUUGUUAACCAUCCACAAGUGUCUGCACUGCUUGGGGAGGAAGACGAAGAGGCAGUGCAUUAUUUGACCAGAGUCGAAAUGACAGAAUUUGAAGAUACAAAAUCAGGUUACAGAAUAGAUUUUUAGUUUGAUGAAAAUCCUUCCUUCUAAAAUAAAGUUCUCUCCAAAGAAUUUCAUCUGAAUGACAGUGGUGAUCCAUCUUCAAAGUCCACUGAAAUCAAAUGGAAAUCUGGAAAGGAUUUGACGAAACGUUCAAGUCAAACACAGAAUAAAGCCAGUAGGAAGCGGCAGCAUGAAGAACCCGAGAGCUUCUUUACCUGGUUUACUGACCAUUCUGAUGCAGGUGCAGAUGAGUUAGGAGAGGUCAUCAAAGAUGAUAUUUGGCCAAAUCCCUUGCAGUACUACUUGGUUCCUGAUAUGGAUGACGAGGAAGGGGAAGGAGAAGAAGAUGAUGAUGAUGAUGAAGAUGAUGAAGGAUUGGAAGACAUUGAUGAAGAAGGGGAUGAGGAUGAAGGUGAAGAAGAUGAAGAUGAUGAUGAAGGGGAAGGAGAGGAGGAUGAAGGAGAAGAUGACUAAUCGAACACUGAUGGAUUCCAACCUUCUUCCCCCACCUCUUUUUUUCCACUUUUUUUUUUUUAAUUUUCUCCAGUCCCUGGGAGCAAGUUGCAGUCCUUUUUCCCCCUCUUGUGCUCAGUCGCCCUGUUCUUGAAGUCUUCUCAAACACUGUGGUUCUCGACUUACUUUGUGGGGAGAUACCUUGAGCAGAACACAAUGGGAAAAGGGUCUCUACAACCUUCUGUCCUAAAUUCAUUUUGAUCCCCUCCUGUCUCACACAAACUGUAUGGAAUUGACACCACCGUGCUCUGUGAGAAAAAAGAAAACCCUUCCACUCCCUUCGCUCUGCGGGAAGCUGGAGGGCGCUCGGCCCCUGUGUAGUAGUGCAUAGAAGUCUAGCUCUUUUCCUCCUUUCUCUGUAUAUUGGGCUCAGAGAUUGCACUGUGUCUCUAUGUGAAUAUGGACAGUUAGCAUUUACCCACACGUACCUGUCUACUUUCUCUUGUUUAAUAAAAGAAAAAAAAACUU